GGAUAUGUCAUCAAAUCUUACAACAUGCUCCACAAUCAUCCAUGUAGUAGUUCAUGGAUGGUAUGUGAUCCAUGGACAAGGAGAUUAUCGUCAGAAGAAAAAGAGAACUUGAAGCCCGUAAUACUUCACUGUAAGUCAGCAGAUGAAGUUAUCGAAAGUAUUAAGGAGAGAACUGGUAAGCAAGUAACUGCUGCCGAUGUCAAAGGUAUGAAAGCUACACUCUCCACUGGUUGUUUUACUCGGAAGCAGGUAUUGGAUAUGCUGAGACAGAAAGGCGAAGUGAGGGAACAUUUAGAAAAUGGAUAUGCCACGAAGCCAAAGAAUCCAUAAGCAUCGCAUCAUUGAGAAGUUUGGUGAACGUUUCGCAACGGAAGUUGAGAAGAAAGUGGACAAUUACUACUUAAGAAUUCU
Messenger RNA from Schistosoma intercalatum, 411 nucleotides. The record is from the annotation of a GenBank genome assembly. NCBI's taxonomy places the organism in Eukaryota, Metazoa, Platyhelminthes, Trematoda, Strigeidida, Schistosomatidae.